This is a messenger RNA of Scophthalmus maximus (turbot), 1346 nucleotides long. RefSeq names its product RAD9-HUS1-RAD1 interacting nuclear orphan 1 (gene rhno1). Gene Ontology annotation, cellular component: chromosome; nucleus. NCBI's taxonomy places the organism in Eukaryota, Metazoa, Chordata, Actinopteri, Pleuronectiformes, Scophthalmidae. The transcript has 3 exons. The record is from RefSeq and is a predicted model, not a curated record. Bases 182 to 1069 code for a protein of 295 amino acids. Gene Ontology annotation, biological process: recombinational repair; DNA damage checkpoint signaling; cellular response to ionizing radiation.
UCGGAACCGGGAAAUGAUUUGUACAACAUGGAAGAAGGGAAAACAAAAAGUUCAGAGAAAACAACGAUAAAGGAAUAACUAACUUGUUGGGGGUUUUUUUACACAGAGUGAACACAUAUACAUAUUAACUACAUGGGAUGGCGGCUGUGUCCUCAAGGGGGAGCUGGAAUGACGUCUAUUAAUGCCCCGUAAAGCCUCAAAGACAGAGAAGCCUGCUCUGCUCUUCCUGGAGCGGCCUGUGGGUGGCGCCAGACUCCAAAAUGUCCCGGAAGUCCGAGCAGCACUCAAUCCCAAGGAGUUUUUCACAGAGACACAGGCACACAGCAGCUCAACUCUCAAUUCUUGGGUUAACCCACAAUUUGACACUUCGGUUGCCGCAGCGGCUCCGUUGAGACGAGGGAGGAGAAAAUGCCAGUCCGCCACAACGAGCAUCCUCGAUCGUUGCAGCCAGCUGUCCAGGAAAAACAGUGUGUGCAAAUUCCCCUCACUAUCCUUCCAGACAAGGUCAAGGGACCAGUCUCAUCAACCGAAGAGCGUGCGCACGGCGAGGAAAGCCGCAGAGUCGACUGUUGUGUCUGGAAAUCAACCGCGUGGAUCGUGCCAAAUCAAAAAGGCAGUUUCAUGUGCGCAGAAAUUAGACACACCAAGGAGACAGUCGGCCUCAUUCAGAAUAAGGAAAGCAGAGAGAUCUUCGGACGUUGCCGCCUCCUCCAGCAGAUGUGUGGACCGAGCUGAGACUCCAUCUAUUGGAGGAGAGACACUCAGAGUCCGAGCAGACGGUGCCUCGACACCUGCCUCCAGCGAGUUCAGCGACAUCGGUCUAGCACCCGAUGUGGACACUCCUAAUCUAAUACAGGAGGGGAGUAGUUGCCCCUCGUCCCCCUCUGUACAUUUGCUACUGGCUCGAUCGUGUACACCGCCAUGCAAUCAGCCUCCUGACAUUUUGGUGGCUGACACGCCGGAGAGGGAUUAUGGGGUGAAGGUGACAUGGAGGAAGAGGAAGGGUCUGAUGUCGAUGCUAAAGGAGCGGGGCCUUCUCUCUGAUUCAGAUGUCCUAAUUCAGAGUUGAUGUUGACGUUUGGGAAGAAGCAGAUUAGGCAAUUAUGUCAACACGAAAGACAUUAUUCACCAGACCUGGAUCAGAAUUCUGUAUAAGAAUGAUUUUAUUUUACUGAAUGGAGCUUCUGCAUUGUAAGAUGAUUAUUAUUAUUUCAGUUCACUGACUGUUUACUUUCUUUUUAGAUAGGAUGUAGUGAAAUAACUGUCUCACCCAUCCUGUCUGCACAGCUCUCGUAGAUUGAAAGAAACCCGAUUCAAAUACUGAAUAAAUCCAAAUGACAGUUUAA